AUGUCCUCAACCGACACCAAGCCCUCGAACCCCGCCGCCCACAAGAAGAGAUGGAAACCAACGUACCUCAACGCCAUCGAAGGCCCCGAACUCUACAACUACAUGGGCAACCGCGUCGUGCUCUCACACACUACACACGGGAACGCCGUCGCCGUGAAACACAAACCGUCUGGUGCAUUCGUCCGCUCCGAAGCGCAGAUGAUGCACUUCGCGUCUACGCACGGGAUCCUUGCGCCGAAGGUAUUGGGAUGCUAUGAUGUUGAGCCGGAGGUUGUUGCGACGGUUACGGAUGUUGUUCCGGGGCAGUCGCUUGAUAAGGUCUGGCACGAUCUCACGGAGGCCGAGAGGGAGGGGGUUAAGAGGGACUUGAAGGAGCAGGUCCGGCUGUUCCGCACAAUCACGCAGCCGUUUAUUGGGAGGGUACACAACCAAGAGACGUUUAACUUUUUCGACCGCUUGCAUUUUCGCUUCAUGGGGCCGUUUGGGUCCGAGGAGGACUUCGAUGAGUUUUGUCUUGGACGCGUUAAGAGGAAGUCAGGCGCGGCAUAUGCGCUGUGGAAACGUCUUCUCCCUGGUAUGCGAGGAAGAAGCUCGGGCAGGUUCGUCCUCACGCACGGCGACCUCGCGGCGCGGAAUAUCAUGGUUCAUGAGGGGAGGUUGAGUGGGAUUGUGGACUGGGAGUAUAGUGGCUUCUUCCCGGAGUAUAUGGAGUAUGCGUGUAAUUUUGUGGUCCAUGAUCAGCAUGAGAGGUGGUGGCUUCCUGUGCUUAAGGAGGUUCUGAAUGAUGCUGGGGCGAGCUGUGGGUUUAAGAGGGCGAGGUUUGUGGGCGCUGUUAAGGAUCGGGGGUGGUAA
Messenger RNA from Aspergillus mulundensis, 852 nucleotides. RefSeq lists its product as uncharacterized. The transcript has a single exon. Lineage: Eukaryota; Fungi; Ascomycota; Eurotiomycetes; Eurotiales; Aspergillaceae. Bases 1 to 852 code for a protein of 283 amino acids. The record is from RefSeq and is a predicted model, not a curated record.